AUGACAGCAAAUACCCGUGCCAUUCUCAACCGCCUUUCGUAUGUAAUAUACGAACAUCCUGACUUGGAGAAGUUUAGAGAUUUUGCCGGAGAUUUUGGCUUCAUAGAAGCUGGGCGAGUGGACGGUCUCACGUUCUACCGCGGGUACGGCAAGGAUGCAUACGUCUAUGUCGUCGCAGAAGGGCAACCGGGCGCCGAGAAACGGUUUAUAGGUGGUGGCUUUGUGGCCCAAUCUGCGCAGGACUUCCAAUUGAUUUGCCAGAUGCCGGGCGCGAAGAUACUGGAUGCAACAAAGCGGCCGGGAGGUGGUCAACUGGUAGAGGUGCUCGAUCCUAACGGGUAUGUCGUCCAGGUCGCUUGGGGCCAGGUUGAGCGCGAGGUGCCUGCCCACGGAAUCUCAUCGUGCGAAGGCGGGCAGCCCCCAAUGAACGGUGCGCUUGACAAGAUUCGAAAAGGCCAGUUCACGCGCAUGAGCAGCGGCCCGGGGUUGGUCCACAAACUGGGUCAUUUCGGCUACACGACGGACAACUAUGACGAGACGCGCCGAUGGUAUCAAGACCAUUUCAACUUUACGCCCACCGACGUGCUCCAUGCUCCUGCCGACCAGGCUCUGGAGGUAGCAGCCUUCAUGCGCGUGGCCCGAGGCAAAACAUUCGUUGACCACCACUCCUUCCUUAUUGUCAGGGGUGAAGGCAAAGGAACAAAGGUCCACCACUCCUCUUUCGAGGUGGAGGACGUUGACACGCAGAUGAUGGCUCACCAAUGGCUGGGACAGGCAGGCUGGACCUUGGUCUGGGGCGUUGGCCGACAUGUCCACGGCUCUCAGAUUUUCGACUACUGGUACGACAGCAGCGGGUUCAUUAUCGAGCACUAUGCCGACGGAGACCUCGUCAAUGAAGACACCGAAAUGACCUCUGCCCCUGCAGGUGUCAUGGCCGUAUGGGGUCCCCCCGUACCAGCCGUUUGGGGCGGAAAGGCCAGCACUUAG
Molecule: messenger RNA, 987 nt
Organism: Cordyceps fumosorosea ARSEF 2679
Lineage: Eukaryota; Fungi; Ascomycota; Sordariomycetes; Hypocreales; Cordycipitaceae
Product: Glyoxalase/fosfomycin resistance/dioxygenase
Exons: 2
Coding region: 1-987 (328 amino acids)
Biological process (GO): L-methylmalonyl-CoA metabolic process
Cellular component (GO): mitochondrion
Molecular function (GO): methylmalonyl-CoA epimerase activity
Source: RefSeq, a predicted model, not a curated record